AUGCUUGUAACUACUCAUGCUGCACGUAAAGGUAAACAAAUACAGAAACUUUCACAUUUAUUGCAUUCAAAACAAAGAUCUUUAAUUGAAAUAUUAUUGUCUCUUGUUUACUUUGUUGGUGAGCCAGUUUGUCAUGGCAAAAAAGAAAAGAAAAAGAAAAUUAAUUUGUCAAAAUCAAAUUUAUCUUGUUCAUCAUCAAGUGCAUCACCUUGUUCGUGUAUAAAUGGUUCGUGA
Molecule: messenger RNA, 234 nt
Organism: Rotaria sp. Silwood2
Lineage: Eukaryota; Metazoa; Rotifera; Eurotatoria; Philodinida; Philodinidae
Source: the annotation of a GenBank genome assembly